Linum trigynum is the source of this 540-nucleotide messenger RNA. The record is from the annotation of a GenBank genome assembly. Lineage: Eukaryota; Viridiplantae; Streptophyta; Magnoliopsida; Malpighiales; Linaceae.
AUGGAGAAGGAGAGAGGCAGUGUUGAGCUUCCUCGCGCGUUGCCAGAGGUAGAGAGGAAGGAGUCAUUGAAGGAUAAGCCGCUGGAGAAGAAGGAAGGAGCGAUCAACGGGGAGUCUUCUAUCGCGGCUACGGAGAUGAAGGCAUUACGGAAGGAGGAGACUAGUCGGGACGAGGCGGCGACGGGCCUGGCUGCGUCGCCAGAGCUGGAGAAGGAAUCGUCGACGAUGGCGGGAGGCGUGACGGCGAAUGAAAGGAAGGAGGAGGUCGGUGCCGUUCUUUGCCCAAACGCUAGGUCACUUCCUAUGAUCGGCGUAGCACCUCACAACAGAGCCUUGUUGGGCUUAAUUGGUAGGGCAGAGGUCUUGGUUUGGCCGAGAGCAAUUGAUUGUGUGGUGAAGGAAGGGGUAAGGGGUUUCGGGCCGGGAAUGAAAGAAGAGAGCUCGGGGCUCAACUCGGAUCAAAUUGAUCAACUGGUCAGGAUGCAAACUAGGAUUAAUUGGGCAGAGUCAGGGCCAUAUUGCGAGCUUGUGGGCUCAUAG